AUGACGUGGGGUACCUUCAGGUGUUUGGAAAAGCCUCUCAAAGUGGAGAAGAAUCAGAUAUACGCUGCUAAGGUGGAGAACAAUUGGCACCGUGUGCUGGUGAAGGGAGUGUUGACCAACGGCCUGGUGUCUGUCUAUGAGCUGGACUACGGUAAACACGAGCUGGUCAGCGGCACCCAGCUUCGCCCACUUAUCCAGGAGUUCAGACAGCUGCCAUUCCAGGGCAUCACUGCACAACUCGCAGGAGUGAAGCCGAGGCAGUGGUCAGAGGAGGCUUCCAUUGUGUUCCGGAACCACGUAGAGAAGAAGCCGUUGGUGGCCCAGCUGGAGGCCGUACAGGAAGCGCAUCACCCCUGGGACAGGAAGUUGACUGUCUUCCUGGUCGACACCUCGCAGGAGGAGAGGGACAUCUGGGUGCAUGACAUCAUGGCCGAGUUCGCAGACAAACUCACCAAAGAAGUGUAGUUGGAUAAACCCUGU
Messenger RNA from Coregonus clupeaformis (lake whitefish), 480 nucleotides. RefSeq names its product tudor domain-containing protein 7B-like. Bases 1 to 465 code for a protein of 154 amino acids. Gene Ontology annotation, biological process: lens fiber cell differentiation; spermatogenesis; lens morphogenesis in camera-type eye. The record is from RefSeq and is a predicted model, not a curated record. Lineage: Eukaryota; Metazoa; Chordata; Actinopteri; Salmoniformes; Salmonidae. The transcript has 4 exons.